Gossypium raimondii (Peruvian cotton) is the source of this 4478-nucleotide messenger RNA. RefSeq names its product myosin-2. The transcript has 24 exons. The record is from RefSeq and is a predicted model, not a curated record. Gene Ontology annotation, molecular function: microfilament motor activity; actin filament binding; ATP binding. NCBI's taxonomy places the organism in Eukaryota, Viridiplantae, Streptophyta, Magnoliopsida, Malvales, Malvaceae. Gene Ontology annotation, biological process: vesicle transport along actin filament; actin filament organization. Bases 556 to 4122 code for a protein of 1188 amino acids. Gene Ontology annotation, cellular component: myosin complex; vesicle; actin cytoskeleton.
CUUGAGUAACGCCUGUAUUUCAAUUCAACCAGCACCAAGCCGCUUUGUUUCUACUUUCUAUUUUUAUUUUUAUUUUAAUUUCCCAAUAAUAAAUUAAUUAAAAUAUAUUUUCAAAAAUAUUAUUUAAACCUUCUUCAUCAGAUCCGAAUCGUUUUUUUUUUCUUUUAAUUUUUGAUAAAACCCAAAGUAAAAUAGGAAAAAAAAAACCAGAAGCUCAGUUGUUUGUAAAACAGUUUUGUAUUUUUUUUUGGUUGAAAGCUUUGUUUCUGAACAACCUUAAUCUUUCUGUAAGAACUUUUUUUAUUUUCCUAAAUAUUAUCGCUGCGGUUUUUUUGCUAUUUCUAUGUUGUUCAGUUUUUUAACUGACGCUAGUUCCCUUGCAGUUGUUCUGUUUCUUUUAACAAAGUUUUAAACGUUUUGAUUCACUGUUUUUCAUUCUCCGUUCAUUUUAUACGGUGUUACGAUCUUCUUUUCGAAAAAUUUCAAUGCAAGUUUAGCGAAGAAAUUAGUUUGAAUUUCUACGAGAAAAAAAAGUUACUUUUCUUGUCCAAAAAAAUGAUGUUAUCGGCGUCGCCGACGAGUAUAGCGAAAAGUUCGCUAGAAGAGAUGUUAGAGUCUCUACGACGGCAAGAUGAGGACGAGAAGCCUAAAGACUUGCCACCGGCUUUACCGUCUCGGCCAACAUCCAAGGCUAGACUUCCCUCGGCUCGCCGCUCCCUUCCGACGAACUUCAGAGUCGAUUCUAACGGCGAAAGCGGUGGAAUUUCAAGUGAAGUGGAACGGAAAGAGGAAGGUAAAAGGAAGGAAGAAGAGUUGGGAGUGAAGAGACAUGUUUUAGGGAGCAGAAAGAUGAGGAAAUUUGUGAAUGUGGAUUCGCCAUAUAAUUUGGAGGCAGUUGAAGGGACGAAAGGGGAAGAUAGGGUUUCGGAUGCUAAAGUUGAGGUGAAUGAUAAUAUUGGGCAUUUUAUUAAAAAAAAACUUCGUGUUUGGUGCCGGCUAUCAAAUGGGCUGUGGGGAUCUGGAACUAUACAAUCUGCAUCAGGAGAAGAAUCAUUUGUCUCCCUUUCCAAUGGAAAUGUUGUAAAAGUCUCAACCAAUGAGCUCUUACCUGCAAACCCAGAAAUUUUGGAGGGUGUGAAUGAUCUCAUACAGCUUAGUUAUUUGAAUGAGCCAUCAGUUCUUCAGAAUCUUAAGUACAGAUAUUCUCGUGAUAUGAUAUAUAGUAAAGCAGGUCUAGUUUUGAUUGCGGUCAACCCGUACAAAGAUGUCCAAAUUUAUGGGGAAGAGUUUGUCACGAGUUAUAGGCAGAAGGCUGCUGACAUCCCUCAUGUUUUUGCUACAGCAGACACUGCUUAUAAUGAGAUGAUGAAUGAUCGAGUAAGUCAGUCUAUAAUCAUAAGUGGGGAAAGUGGAGCUGGGAAAACUGAGACAGCAAAAAUGGCAAUGCGGUACCUAGCUGCCCUUGGAGGUGGCAAUGGCAGGAUAGGACGUAAAAUCCUUGAGACACAUUGCAUACUUGAAGCAUUCGGGAAUGCAAAGACAUCCAAGAAUGACAAUUCUAGCCGAUUUGGCAAGCUUACUGAAAUUCAUUUUACUGAAAUGGGGAAGAUAUCUGGUGCCGAAAUUCAAACUUUUCUUCUGGAAAAGUCGAGAGUAGUUCAGUUGGCUGCUGGUGAACGGUCUUACCAUAUCUUUUAUCAACUUUGUGCUGGUGCUCCACCAACUCUAAGAGAGAAACUGAAUCUUAAAAUGGCCAGUGAGUACAACUAUCUUAUCCAGAGUGACAGCUUGGUGAUUAAUGGUGUUGAUGAUGCUAAGAAAUUCCAGAAGCUUGUGGAAGCCUUAGACAUUGUUCAAAUGUGCAAAGAAGAGCAAGAGCAAGCAUAUGCAAUGAUUGCUGCAGUGCUGUGGCUGGGAAAUAUAUCAUUUCAAUCAAUUGACAAUGAACAUUACGUAGAGGCAUCAGCUGAUGAAGCUUUAACCAGUGCUGCCAGGCUGAUGGGUUGUACAUCCAAUGAACUGAAUCAAGCUUUAUCUACCCAUAGAGUCCAAGCUGGCAAAGAUAGUUUUGCUAAGAAAUUGACAUUGCAACAGGCGAUUGACACGAGAGAUGCAUUGGCAAAAUUCAUCUAUGCUAGCUUGUUUGACUGGCUUGUGGAACAAAUCAACAAGUCACUUGGAGUUCAUAAAAAAUACAUAGGCAGGUCCAUAAGCAUCCUUGACAUUUAUGGGUUUGAAUCAUUUAAGAAAAAUAGCUUUGAACAGUUUUGUAUAAAUUAUGCAAAUGAGAGGCUGCAACAGCACUUCAACCGGCAUCUAUUUAAGCUUGAGCAAGAGGAGUAUGGGUUGGAUGGGAUUGAUUGGAACAAUGUUGAUUUUGAAGACAACCAAGAGUGCUUGGACUUAUUUGAGAAGAAACCAUUGGGGAUAUUUUCUUUGUUGGAUGAGGAAUCAAAUUUCCCCAAUUCAACUGAUUUUACCCUUGCUAAUAAGUUGAAGCAGCAUCUGCAUUCUAGUUCUUACUUCAAAGGAGAUAGAGGCAGGGCCUUUGGUGUACGGCAUUUUGCGGGAGAGGUACUAUAUGAUACUAAUGGCUUUUUGGAAAAGAACCGAGAUUCUCUGAACUCUGAGUUAGUCCAACUUCUAUCAUCCUGUAAUAGCCAGUUGCCACGAUUGUUUGCCAGAAAAAGAAUUAAUCAAUCUCUGAAACCAACAAUUUCAUCGGACACUCCAAAGCAAAGUGUUGGUACAAAUUUUAAGGGCCAACUCUUCAAACUAAUGCACCAGUUGGAGAAUACAAAACCUCACUUUAUUCGCUGCAUAAAACCGAACUGCAAGCAGCUUCCUGACAUGUAUGAAGAGGAGCUCGUCUUGCAGCAGCUUAGAUAUUGUGGAAUUUUGGAGGUUGUUAAAAUCUCAAGAGCAGGAUAUCCAACUCGAAUGACACACCUGGAGUUUGCAGAAAGGUAUGGGUUCCUCCUGUUGGAGACCAAUGCUUCUCAAGAUCCAUUAAGUAUUUCAGUUGCUGUUCUGAAACAAUUUAAUGUCCUCCCUGACAUGUAUCGAGUUGGCUUUACAAAACUGUAUCUUCGAACUGGGCAGAUUGGUGCUUUGGAGGAUAGAAGAAAACAGGUGUUGCAAGGAGUAAUUCAGGUUCAGAAAUACUUCCGUGGUCACCGAGCUCGUCGCCUUUUCCAUGAGCUCAACAAAGGAGCAAAAACCAUACAAUCAUUUGUUUGUGGUGAAAAUAUCCGAAGGAAGUAUGCUAUUGAGGCAAAUAGGUGCUCAUCAUUUGCUUCUCAUUUACUUGAUGAGCAGUUGGCGUCAGUCAUAUAUUUACAAUCCGUAAUCCGCGGGUGGUUGGCCCGCAGAGAUUUCAAUAACAUGCAUAAUUUGAAACAGUUGAACCGUGAAAGUGUAAAAUCUAGACGAAAGGUGGGUAGGAAGAUUUCUGAAGCAAAGGACAUGCCACAUGAGCAACAAAUUCAAGUUGUACCUUCCGUAAUGGCAGAACUUCAGAGAAAGGUUCUCAAGGCAGAAGCAAUCUUGGGGCAAAAAGAACAGGAAAAUGCCACUUUGCGUGAGCAACUACAACAGUAUGAAGCAAGGUGGUUGGAGUACGAGGCAAAGAUGAAAUCAAUGGAGGAUAUGUGGCAAAAGCAAAUGGCGUCGCUACAGACAAGUCUUGCUGCAGCCAGAAAGAGUCUUGCUGCUGACAGUAAUGCUGGUCAGCGAAGAGGUGAUGUGGUAUCACCUCGGUACUAUGAUUCUGAAGAUAAUGUGUCCAUGGGAUCUCGAACUCCUGUUGGGAAUAUGCCUGAUGUUGUUGGGGGUAGAGAGAAUGGAUCUUUGAAUGCAGUGGGCAAUCUGCUAAAGGAAUUUGAACAGCGCAGACAAACCUUUGAUGACGAUGCAAAAUCCUUGGCUGAAAUCAGAAUGGCACAGCCAACUUCUAACGUGAAUCCUGAUGAUGAAUUUCGGAGAUUAAAACGCAGGUUCGAGACAUGGAAGAAAGAGUACAAGUUGCGAUUGAAGGAAACCAAGGCAAGACUACAUAAGCGUGGAUAUGAGUCGGACAAAACUCGAAGAAAAUGGUGGGAGAAGCUAGGUUCAAGAUCCUGAUUGAAUCCCAGUUUGAAAUGAUCAUCUCCGUUGAUUGGAGAAUUGUUGCCAAAAUUACCUGUAUCAGUUCUCAGGUACGGUUAGUUAACAUUUAUGGCAACGAACAUAAAUGUUUCUGGCAGUCCAUGGACAGGGAGGGAGACAUUGUAUUUGUAUAUCUCACCAAUUUUUGCUACUUGUUGGGAGGAAUUAUCAUGUGCAUAGACAAAUAGGGAUUCCUCGCGUUGAUACUGCUCUCUUCUUCGAGUAGUUUGGUUUAGUUUAUGUAUAUUCUGUUGUCAAGUUAUGUAAGAUCCGACUUUCUAGUUUCUUGUAUACAAACGAAAUGAUAAUUGUUCAUAUGUUUUUUCCCUAAA